GCAUGUGGAACUUAUGUAUUGUAAACCAUUGGCAUCGAAAACUUUUAUCAAAGGUGUUGAAAUUAUCAUUACUAACCAGACAAUUACAAACAAAAAAAAAAAAGAGUUAUUAACAGAUGUACGAUUUUCAUUUUGAUUUUAGUCCAUCGCGCAAAAGCAAUGUCCUCUAUCCCCUACGAGUUGCUAAUCCCGUCCGGUUUGCUGACGAUCAGUAUCUAUGCCUUGCGACGGUACAAAAUCCAAAAGUGGGGUUGGGUCACGAAUAGAAACUCCCUCAAAGGUAAACUCUUCAUCAUAACCGGAGCGAACACCGGUCUUGGUUAUGAAACGACCAAGGCACUAACCGCCAGGCAAGCAACCACUAUUAUGGCAUGUCGAAAUCUGUCCAAGGCCAACGAAGCCAUUGACAAGAUUCGCCAAGAGACGAAGGAAGGUGAGUUGAUACCGAUGGAACUGGAUUUGGCGUCGUUUCAAUCGAUUCGUAAGUUUGCCGCCCAGAUUAAAGAUAGGUAUCCAGACUUCCACUGUCUGGUGAAUAACGCUGGAUUGGCCGCUCAGGAACCCGCGUUUACCCAAGAAGGGUUCGAGGUACACUUCGGCGUGAAUCACCUAGGUCAGUUUCUUUUAGUGGACCUGCUAAAAGACAACUUGAAGAAGAACAAUUCUCGAAUCGUGGUCGUGUCCUCCAGGAUGCACGAAAUAGAAGCAAGCAUAGACAUAGGCAACCUAGGACGGUGGGUUGAGUAUGACAGUCGGUUGAACCGAUUGUACAAUAACUCCAAGCUGAUGAAUUUCUACUACGCAAGAGAGCUGUACAAACGAGGGUUCAACGUGCACGUGCUAUGCCCCGGCUUGUGCCACACAGACUUCUUUCGGAACUACGACCCCAAGUGGUACCAUUAUCUGCUGUUUUCUCCAAUAGUGUGGCUGAUGCUACGGUCGGCAGAACAGGGAGCACAGAACAUAAUCUACUGUGCAACGGACAGUGUCACCGACGAGAAACGGAAUCCCGUGACGGGUUAUUUCGUGUCCAAUGUGAAGAUGCGGAAGUCGAAGUACCCCUUCGACGAGGAGAUCUCCGUGCGGUUAUGGAAUGAAAGCGUAGAAGCGAUUGAAGAAGCGAGCAGGAGUGGUUGAUUGUUUUUUUUAAUUGGUGUGUGGUGGAUUGAGGAUUCUAACGCAUGGUCACUAAAACCGGAGGGACUUGGUGUUGGGAUAGAGGACGUUGUGAGUGCGCGAAUGGAUUUAGCCAAUCGAGAACUGAAAGAACAUGUCCACCUCACUGCUGUACCUUCUGAUCCCGGUCGGGGUCGGCGCAGGUAUCUAUCUGAUCCGAAAGCUACGUGAGCUCCA
Messenger RNA from Aedes albopictus (Asian tiger mosquito), 1353 nucleotides. RefSeq names its product retinol dehydrogenase 12. The transcript is spliced from 3 exons. The record is from RefSeq and is a predicted model, not a curated record. Bases 160 to 1137 code for a protein of 325 amino acids. Lineage: Eukaryota; Metazoa; Arthropoda; Insecta; Diptera; Culicidae.